AUGGCGGUAAUCAGGAUGGGUCAUUUGUUGUGCAUGUUGUGUAUGCUUCUGUCUACUGCUAUAACAGAUGGAUCGCCAGUAUUUGACGCGUCUACUACGGGGGUAGUUUAUAUAUCAGAAAAUAUAGCAGCAUCGACAUCUAUUCAUCGGAUCAGUGCAACAGACACAGCUGGUAGCACCAUGACUAUGAGCAUAACCGGAAGAGAUCCGACAGAUGCUCCGUUCGAUCUUGCUUUAUCGUUCACGAGUAGUGGUACAAUAAGAUAUGACAUACGAACAAAUUCUGCUCCUGGUAUAAACUUCGAAGAACGCGCUACAUACGAGCUGAUUAUUACUGUCGUCGAUGCCAGCUCAAAUUCACAACAAACUACACUCACUAUAUCCGUUAACGACGAGCCAGAAGCUCCCUGGUUUGUAAACAUCCCUGCAGGGGGCCUACAACUGGGUAUCAACGAGAACACAGGAGGAGGAGUGUCUAUAUACCAGCUCAGUGCUAAUGACCAAGACUCGGGGUUCGCCCCUAGCUUCACAAUCUCUGGAGGAGGCGGAAAGUUUGUCAUUGGGAGCAGUACAGGUGUUAUAACGACAGUUGCAAAUCCAGGCUUCGACUAUGAGUCUGGUACGAACUCCUACUCGUUAACAGUACAAGUAUCGGACGGGACUGGUACCGCUAGUGACUCCGAUACUAUUCAAAUCAAUAUCAUAGAUGUCAACGACAAUGUCCCUACGUUCAGUUCAACUUACAGUACCACGUACUACGUUGACGAAGAAAGCAAUGUGGGCACAACUGUAGUGGAUAUAGACGCCACGGACACAGAUAGUGGAGAUACAGUCUUGUUUGAGUUUGUGAAUAGCGAAAACGAUUUUGUUAUUGACGCGGGAGCUGUAUUGGCAGAAGAUAGUAACGUCAACGAUUUAGUUGCAUCGCUGGUAUGCACAGACAAAGACGGCUCAAGUCCAAAUAAUGACAUCACUAUAUCGAUGACGUCAGGCAGCAACGUUUACUUCCAAUACACAAACGCGGGAGUUGUUACGGUGAAGUCGAAUUUAAACUAUGACGACAGUUCAUUGGCCAGUAACAAUCAUCGCUAUGAACUAGUUUUUGAAGCUGCUGACGGUGGAUCCAAUCCUUCAAGUCUAACGGGUAAGGUUACUUUAUUCUCUGUAAUUGUGCAAAUCACGGACAUCAACGAUAAUUCCCCACAGUUCUCACAGGCAUCUUACUCGGCGAGUGUGGAUGAGGAUGAGAACGUAGGUUAUGUGGUGGUUACAGUCGUUGCUACUGAUAACGAUUGGCCUUUCGACACGGUCACCUAUGAAAUCAUCAGCGGUGACGAUGCGUCCCAGCCGAAAUUCAGCAUCGAACCAAUAACUGGUUCUAUCAAACUCCGAAACACGCUGGACUAUGAAACCAGGUCGUCUUACACAUUAACCGUUAGAGCCACGGACGGAGAUUUGAACGAUCCGAACACGGUGACGGCGUCAGUGGUCAUAACGAUUGUCAACGUAAAUGACGUUGCGCCGUAUUUCAACCCUUACGUUAUAUCGGUGUCGUUGACGGAAACCGCUGCUAAUACUGGCGUGGAUGCUACCUCACUUAACUGUAUCGAUGAAGACUCACCCAAUUCCGAAAUUGUCUACGACAUAUUGUCGGGUAAUUCUGAAGGUAAAUUUACAUUACCAGUGACGACUGGUACCCUCAAUCCAUCUGUAAGGCUUACUACUAGUAUUGACUAUGAUGACGUGGCCGAAGCACAGAGCUAUACUCUUGUUAUCAGAGCUCGAGACAACAAUGGCGCCGGGUUGUCAGGCACUGCUGUCGUACAAGUGGAGAUCACCGGAAUUAAUGAGGAUACACCCACUUUCAUUAACCCCGACCCUAAUCCUGUCAGUAUUCCUGAACAACUGAGUGUCGGCACAUCGGUGGUGACGAUACAUGCUGACGACGGUGACAGGGGUACAGACGGUGAGGUAUCGUACUUAUUAAUCAGUGGCGACACUCAUGAAUCGUUUGAAAUUGACCCGUCUUCAGGAGUCAUCCGCAUUAAAAAAGAAAUCGACUACGACACAAUGGGAAGUAACAAGUAUUACAGCCUGGUCAUCCGUGCUGUAGACGGCGGUGAUCCGGCACAGUCUCAAACACAGUCAGUGUCCGUGACUAUCACGGAUGUUAAUGACAUCGUUCCAUCGUGUGCUGUGUACCUGUAUACUGUAACUGUGUAUGAGGACACUGUGUCAAACACAAAGUUUGUAACUCUGGACUGCGAGGAUGCAGAUUCUUCAAAUUUCGGUGAUUUAGUUUAUACCAUAUCGCCUUCGGUGACUGAAUUCACGAUGGAUCAAACAGACGGUGGUGUGACGCUCGCUAACGGACAAACUCUAGAUUAUGAGUCCGGGACGCAGGAAUAUAAAUUAAAUAUCAUUGUACGAGACAAUGAUCCUACAACAGCCAAUCGCCUGUCAACAACCGUCAUAGUCACAGUUAAGGUUGGACCCAUCAAUGAAUAUUCCCCGUCAUUCACAUCUAGUUCUGACGUCACGGUGUAUGUGGAUGAAGACGCAACGAAUGGUUACCAGGUGACAAUCAUGAGUGCAAGUGAUGAUGAUCUCAGUGAUCACAUACACGGUAUAAUACGUCAUCGAAUAGACUCUCCAGCCAAUGUACCAUUUGGUAUCGAUUCUUCUACAGGAACAAUCAAAGUAACGUCUGGACUAGAUUAUGAAACCACGACCCGUUAUGUUUUAUUCAUUGUGGCAGAAGACUAUGGUGGACUGGAAACUACCGGUACAGUAACGGUGUCGAUUAAUGAUGUCAACGAUAAUUACCCAGCAUGCUCUCCAACCUCGCAUAGCGGGUCAAUUGAUGAAACGUUCUCCACAAGUGGUGAAGUUGUGAAAAUCACGUGUACGGAUGACGAUAGUAGUGUCGACGGAACUGUACUUUUCGAUUUAACCCAAACGCCUUCGAGUAAAUUCGUUAUCAGUGGCACGGGUAGUCUCACGCUUGAUACGGCGGUAGAUUUUGAUUCAGGGGAGACAACGUAUAUUCUGACUGUUUUUGCAAGAGACAACUCUGCUGACGCAAACCUGCGAAAGACGACCACUAUUCCUAUAAGCAUCGAAGUAAACGCCGUCAAUGAAUACACUCCUGAUUUCGACCAAGAUCUAUACAGUGAAACUAUUAGCGAAGAGUUUAGUGUGGGGGAUGUGUUUGUAACUGUUGGUGCUGUUGAUAAUGAUAGAAAUGAUCAUAUCCACGGCAUUCUCACAUACACAGUUACCAACGGCGACCCGGAUGGACAGUUUCAGAUUGACCCGUCGUCUGGCGCCAUAUCAGUUAAAGCUCCAUUGGACAGAGAAACACACUCAUCGUAUGAUCUCUUAGUGAAAGUUCAAGACGGAGGAAGCCCGGCUUUAUCUGAUACGACCACAGUGCAAGUGACAAUCAGUGAUAUUAAUGACAAAUACCCUGAAUGUAGCCCGGCGUUCUUCAGUGAAACAAUCGCCGAAGACGAAGGCACUGAUUUUGUUGUAGCGACGAUAACGUGUACAGAUACAGACGAUGCCGACUACGGAGUUGCUGGUUUUGCGUACUCCAUCACGUCUGGUAACAGCGAUGGAUAUUUCAAACUUGUCGCUAAUGAACUACAGUUGGCCAAACAACUGGACUUCGAGAGUAAAAUCUAUCACAGCGUAGAGGUAACAGUGUCUGAUAACAAUGGUAAUUCACCUACAAAUACGAUAGUGAUACCCAUUGCUCUUACAACGUAUCCAGUGAAUGAGUUUACGCCCGUAUUUAGCCCGACGAUUUACACUGAUCCGUUUGAAAUCGACGAGGACAGGAGUGUGGGAGAUGUCCUCGUUGAUGUGGACGCCUCUGACGAUGAUCUUGAUUUGAACGCACAUGGACAGAUAUCAUAUACUAUCGAAUCAGGGAACUCUGCAGGAAAAUUUGAUAUAGAUUCUACGAAUGGAAAUAUAUUCUUAGUUAAAACCUUAGACCGAGAAACAGUUAAUAGCUACAGUCUCCUAAUACAGGCCGCUGACAGAAAUCUAAACGGGGGUAUCGACCUAACGGCUACGAUCAGCGUAUCGAUCACAAUAGUGGACGUGAAUGACAACGAUCCACUUUGUAAUCCAGAUUUAUAUACAUACGAGAUACCCGAGAACACGGCCUCUGGUACGAGUAUUGGUACGAUUACAUGUAGUGAUCUGGACGAUGGACAAAAUGGCGAUUUAACCUAUGCUAUCCUCAGCGGCAGUAAUUCUGAUUUCGUGAUCAGCAGCACAGGGGUCAUAAGAACCGACGACGACAUUGACUAUGAAUCACUUGAAGAUGAGCAACUGUACACGAUGGUGAUCGAAGUCGCCGAUCAGGGCUCGACUCCGCGCAGCACAAGCGUGUUUGUAAGUGUUAUCAUCACUCCAGUGAAUGACGCAACACCAGUAUUCUCUCAACCGUCCGGCUACAGCGUCACUAUACCUGAAAGCACGGUAGUUGGUACAUCUGUUUUACAAGUUGUAGCCACAGACCAAGACGACAGUAAGUAA
Molecule: messenger RNA, 4551 nt
Organism: Saccoglossus kowalevskii
Lineage: Eukaryota; Metazoa; Hemichordata; Enteropneusta; Harrimaniidae
Product: protocadherin Fat 4-like
Biological process (GO): multicellular organism development; cell migration; homophilic cell-cell adhesion
Cellular component (GO): plasma membrane; catenin complex
Molecular function (GO): calcium ion binding; beta-catenin binding; cadherin binding
Source: RefSeq, a predicted model, not a curated record